This is a messenger RNA of Schistocerca gregaria, 492 nucleotides long. Its product is annotated as putative cyclin-dependent serine/threonine-protein kinase DDB_G0272797/DDB_G0274007. The record is from RefSeq and is a predicted model, not a curated record. The transcript is spliced from 3 exons. The coding region runs from base 1 to 492 and encodes 163 amino acids. NCBI's taxonomy places the organism in Eukaryota, Metazoa, Arthropoda, Insecta, Orthoptera, Acrididae.
AUGGUACACAGCCCCAGCCUCUGGACCCUGAACUACAGCCACCUGUGUGCUAGCCAGUUAGCCAGCCAGCCGAGCAACAGCGGUCCAGCCGUGCAGCAACAGCAACAGCAACAGCAACAGCAACAGCAACAGCAACAGCAACAGCAACAGCAACAGCAACAGCAACAGCAACAGCAACAGCAACAGCAACAGCAACAGCAACAGCAACAGCAACAGCAACAGCAACAGCAACAGCAACAGCAACAGCAACAGCAACAGCAACAGCAACAGCAACAGCAACAGCAACAGCAACAGCAACAGCAACAGCAACAGCAACAGCAACAGCAACAGCAACAGCAACAGCAACAGCAACAGCAACAGCAACAGCAACAGCAACAGCAACAGCAACAGCAACAGCAACAGUCCCCGCCCCAGCUAUUCCACUUUGGUACAAAGAUCGAGCUACUGUCGGGUCUUGGCGCCAAGUUGGAUGUGCAGAGAACAGGCCACUAG